This is a messenger RNA of Lotus japonicus, 1277 nucleotides long. RefSeq names its product chaperone protein dnaJ 11, chloroplastic. The record is from RefSeq and is a predicted model, not a curated record. Lineage: Eukaryota; Viridiplantae; Streptophyta; Magnoliopsida; Fabales; Fabaceae. The transcript has 5 exons. Bases 248 to 1054 code for a protein of 268 amino acids.
AGGAAAAGAAGCCAAACCACAUAUUUCCCACCAAAAAAGAAAAAGAAAAAAAAAAGGAAAAGAAAAUCAGAAUUUCCUCUCCAACAAAAAUUGACAAAAUUGGAAGAUUCUGUCAGAUUCAUGUGUGUUGGUUAUAUCCACCACCUCUUCUGUGACGAAAAACAAGGAUUUUUACACCUGGGUCGUCGUUGAUUCUUCUUCAACCGUUUCAUUGAAUCGGUUUCGGUCGUUGAAUCAGGGAAAAACUAUGAGCAAUUUGAGAACCCUAUGCAGGAGUCACACGGUGUUCUCCUUCAUCAGUUGCAGGCACCAAUUUCGAUCCAGGGCUUUGUUUCGGAACCCUAAUUGGAAGCCGAGUUUGCAAUCUCCGUCACUGUAUUCUACUUGCCUUGGUUCGAGCAGGACCGUGCCCUGGUUUCGCGUGAAUCAGAGAAGAACUGUGACCAAGGCAUCAAAAUGGGAUGAAGAGAAAUCCCCAUAUGAAACUCUUGAAUUGGAAAGAGAUGCUGAUGAGGAGCAGAUAAAGAUUGCUUAUAGACGUUUGGCCAAAUUUUAUCAUCCAGAUGUCUACGAUGGUAGAGGAACCCUUGAAGAAGGUGAAACAGCAGAAGCUAGGUUCAUCAAGAUUCAAGCUGCUUAUGAAUUGCUUAUAGAUGAGGAGACGCGAAGAAAGUAUGACAUGGAUAACCGGGUCAACCCUAUGAAGGCAUCUCAAGCAUGGAUGGAGUGGCUUAUAAAAAAGCGAAAAGCUUUUGAUCAGCGGGGUGAUAUGGCAAUUGCUGCUUGGGCUGAGCAGCAACAGCGCGAGCUGAAUAUUCGCGUCCGACAACUUUCUCGUUCAAAGAUUGAUCCCGACGAAGCAAGGAGGAUCCUGGCAAGAGAAAAGAAGGCUUCUGCUGAAAAUUUCAGCAAUACCCUUAAAAGGCACACACUUAUACUUAAGAAAAGAGAUUUGAUGCGAAGAAAAGCUGAGGAAGAAAAGAAAAUGACUAUCAGCCAGCUCUUGGCAGCAGAAGGUCUUGAGCUAGAUUCAGAUAGUGAUGAGGCGCUGUAGUGAACUUACCAAUAGCUAAUACUUGAUUCAACACCAUCAUGUCUCUUUCCAUGAAUCUAAUUAUUUUUUAAUUAUAAUUAUAUAGAAGUUAUGUGUACAUAUAUUUUGUUACUUCAGGACUAAAUACCAAAAUCAAAAUGGUUUUAGAUCAUAAGUUUUACAAAUUUGGGUGUAAUUAAAAUUGUAAAUUCAAUUCUACUUCUAUUAUCUACUUCAUUAUAAA